ACUGUCAGCUGAGCUUAUCACUUUAUCGCUAACCCAACUUUUUUGGUCUGUGAUGUUUAUGUUUAGUAUGUUCGUUAAAAGUUUAGAAUAGCAAAACAAAUGGAAUUUACCCAAAAGAGAAGACACCCAGAAAAUAUUGUUGUUCGAUUAUUAAAUAGAGAAAGAUAUGGUUCCCGUAAAGCCGGCACCCAACUUCACACGGUGCGACAAUUUUACCAAAAUAUAUUUCCAAACUUUACAGUUAUUAAUGUUGAAAAACCUCCUUGUUUUUUACGAAAAUUUAGCCCUGAUGGAAAAUGUUUUAUAGCGUUUUCAGCCGAUCAAACUUCUUUAGAAGUUUAUAGUUAUCAAGGGCCAGCCGCAGCUGCUGAUUUACUUCAAAAUAUUGGAAAUUAUGAUACCUUAUCAAUUAGUAUUCAAAAUGAUAUUAAAAGUAGAAUUUUUGAGCGUUUCUUUAAGCAUUUAAUUAAUAUUACAACUACAGAGCAACUUAAUAGAGAAUGCAGUCUUUUUAGUGAUGAUGGUAGAUAUGUAAUUGUUGGAUCUGCUUCCUAUAUUCCAGAAGAAAUGAGACCAACCUUUUAUGAAAUUUAUACUAAUAAUGAAUCUGUAACGCCUACUAUACGGUCUCCACUGGAAGAUUAUACGCUACAUUUAGUUGACUUACAUUUAGGAAAACUCUGUGAUAUUAGAAAUUUUAAAAUAGAUAAAAUAUUCUUAUCCCAUAAUCAGGGACUUUAUUUAUAUAAGGAUACAUUAGCAGUUUUAUCUGUUCAACAUCAAAUGAUUCACAUUUUCCAAAUCUUAGAUGGAAUGUUUGUAGAUGUGAGAAAAAUUGGAAGAUUUUGUUAUGAAGAUGAUUUGUAUCUGUACAAUUCAGUAUAUCCAAGUGAAGCUGCAUUUAAAGAUGUUUAUAUAAAUUCCUUGAAGCACAGGCUUUUAACAUUCUUAUAUAAAAGAGCCUCAAAUAUAAGCGAAUCUACUGGUGAUCCAACAGAGUUACGAAAAUUUUAUCUACAUUUCGAUAAUUUUAAUUCAUUAAAAAUGUGGAAAAUGCAGCUUUUAGAUGAAAAUCAUCUAUUGAUAAAGUAUGCUAGUGAAGAAAUUGUUACUUUAAAGCAGACUGAUGCAAACAGUAGUGAACCACAAUUUUUUAUUGUGUAUAAUAUUAACAGCAGUAAAGUGAUUGCAGUUUAUGAAAACAGCUCAAAAGAAUUAGUAAACUUGUAUGAGAAUUUCUGCGAUUCAUUUAGGAAUGCAUGUCUCUAUAGCUGAAGUUA
Molecule: messenger RNA, 1280 nt
Organism: Sitophilus oryzae (rice weevil)
Lineage: Eukaryota; Metazoa; Arthropoda; Insecta; Coleoptera; Curculionidae
Gene: abo
Product: DET1 homolog
Exons: 3
Coding region: 100-1275 (391 amino acids)
Biological process (GO): protein ubiquitination; positive regulation of proteasomal ubiquitin-dependent protein catabolic process
Cellular component (GO): nucleus; cullin-RING ubiquitin ligase complex
Molecular function (GO): ubiquitin-like ligase-substrate adaptor activity; ubiquitin protein ligase binding
Source: RefSeq, a predicted model, not a curated record